Molecule: messenger RNA, 2205 nt
Organism: Lactuca saligna
Lineage: Eukaryota; Viridiplantae; Streptophyta; Magnoliopsida; Asterales; Asteraceae
Source: the annotation of a GenBank genome assembly
CCCCACACGACCACAACCACUUCGAAUUCGAAUGGGAAUAAUGACAAGAGAAGCUGCUUAACUAGAUGCCAAAUUCAACCAAAACCAUCCGCCAUUUGAUUCCCCUUUUGUCUUCCCAUAAAUACCCUUUUCGUCUCCACUCCCCUAAUCAUCUCUUUCUUUUCACAUGGAAACAUCAAUCUCUGCACUAAUCGCACAGUUUAGAGGAUUGAUUCCAUUAACAACACCUUCCUUCUCCUUGUCGUCUUCGUCAUCAGUAUUCACGAUAUUGGCCUUGGUAGCUGGGAUUUUGGUCUACUUUUAUGGACCAUUUUGGGGUGUUCGGAAAGUACCAGGUCCUCCAGCCAUUCCCUUUGUAGGACACUUGCCUUUGCUUGCUCAACAUGGUCCCGAUUUGUUCUCUCUUCUCGCCAACAAAUAUGGCCCGAUCUUCAGGUUUCAUAUGGGAAGACAGCCAUUAGUGAUUGUAGCUGAUCCAGAACUAUGCAGACAAGUCGGGAUCAAGAAAUUCAAAGAAUUUCCAAACAGAAGCAUCCCUUCGCCUAUCUUGGCUUCCCCACUUCAUCGGAAAGGUCUCUUCUGGAUAAGGGAUUCAAGAUGGUCAACAAUGCGCAACACGAUACUCUCAAUGUACCAGCCAUCACACUUGGCAAAAUUAAUCCCAAUGAUGCAAUCAUUCAUCGAAACCACAUCUCAGAAUCUCCCAAUCGAAGAGGAUCAAGACAUAAACUUAAACGAACUUUCACUCAAAAUGGCUACUGAUGUGAUCGGAAAAGCGGCUUUUGGUUUUGAUUUUGGCCUCUCUAAACCUACCCACCAUCAACACAACGAUACCCAAAUCGACUCUUUCAUCAAGCAACACAUCUACUCUACAAAGAUGCUCAAAAUGGACUUGUCGGCUUCGUUUUCAAUCAUUAUAGGGCUCCUUCUCCCGAUACUCCAAGAGCCCUUUCGCCAGAUACUCAAGAGAAUUCCGUACACCCUGGACUGGAAAAUUGAAAGAACAAACAAGAACUUGAAUUGUCAUAUUGAUGAGAUUGUGGUCAAGAAGAUGGAAGACAAAGAAAGAGGAUCGAAUGAUUUCUUGUCACUGAUAUUGAACGCAAGGGAAUCAGAGACUACCACAACAAAAUUAUUCACACCAGACUACAUUAGUGGUGUCACAUACGAGCAUCUCCUUGCUGGAUCUGCAACCACAUCAUUUACACUUUCCUCCAUUGUUUAUCUGGUUUCUGGGCACCCAGAAGUCGAAAAGAAGUUGCUUGAAGAGAUCGAUGCAUUUGGUCCACACGAUAAGAUUCCAACUGCUGAUGAUCUUCAAUCAAGAUUCCCGUAUCUUGAUCAGGUGGUUAAAGAAUCAAUGAGAUUUUACGUAGUUUCUCCAUUGGUAGCACGCGAAACGUCAACACAAGUAGAGAUAGGAGGUUAUGUUCUCCCCAAGGGGACAUGGGUGUGGUUGGCGAUUGGAGUUUUAGCAAAGGAUCCGAAGAAUUUCCCGGACCCGGAUAAAUUCAAGCCAGAGAGAUUUGACCCGAAAUGUGAUGAAGAAAAGCAAAGGCAUCCAUAUGCCUAUAUACCCUUUGGGAUUGGGCCUAGAGCAUGUAUUGGUCAGAAGUUCUCUUUGCAAGAAAUUAAGCUCACUUUGGUUCAUUUAUACCAGAGAUACGUCUUUCGACACUCACCUAAUAUGGAAACCCCUCUGGAGUUUGAUUUUGGGAUAGUUCUUAACUUCAAAUAUGGUGUUAAGGUUAGAGCCAUUAAACGAACAUGAUUGUAACCUCCAUCAAAAAUCUUGUGUAAUAAAAAGAUUGGAAUGUAUCCAAAGAAUUAUGUCAGAGGAUUCUUCUUAUAUAUUGAUUGACCUUAGAUCAUAUCAAAGUAUACUCUCACAAACCACCAAGUUCAAGACGUACAUGAAAAUUGAGUCAGAAAUUCGGAAAGUUGUACACAAAAUUAAGAACCUUCAAGAAGAUGAUGGAAGGAUCUUGAUGCCACUUCCAAGUUCUAGUGCUAGAAUUGUGUAUAAUCUUAGGUGUAAUAUUCUUGAAAAGUGACCAUUGAAGAAUAUGUAUGUUCGGUUGACAAGUUCUUGGUCUUUAAUUUCUACACGUUGUUGGAUUGUUAGCCACUCAUCUUCAAAUUGUUGAUGUUGAUAUUGAUAGAAACUCCCAAAUAAAACAUCUUUUAAAUAUCCAAAUGCUAGGU